UCGCCUGUUUAUUGCCUCCAACCCAAUAUAUUACACAUAGAGCAUUUUUUGGGGGAGAAAUGCAAAAUGCCACCCAGAACGCUGACAACAGACUCUUGCUGGCCCACCACUUCGAGUCUCCCAUAUUUGAUGAGUCGGGCGUGCCGUCAGUGACUUGCUGUCAACAUGUCAGAGCGCAGAGCAACCAUCUUGUCAACGCAGCCGCAGUUCCUCAACUUGAACAAUCUUGCCUGUGAGAGCGUCGGUGCCAAGGUUGUAUUUGCUACAGAUGAAUGGUUCGCCCCAGCUGCUAACCUGCUCAAGCGAGAGCCUCCACAGUUCAAUGCGUCUGCCUUCACCCAAUUUGGGAAGUGGAUGGACGGCUGGGAGACAAGGAGGAAACGGACACCAGGUCACGACUGGUGCCUCAUCCAACUGGGGGUCCCGGGCCUCGUGUACGGUGUGGAUGUGGACACGUCUUACUUCACAGGGAACCACCCACCUCACGUGUCCAUCCAGGGGGCGUGUCUUGAACAAGAACCCAACCUCAGCCUGGAAGGAGACAGAACCGGCAUGGCCGCCUCCGACAGCCAGCUGCAGUCCGCCGCCAAACUGCGCUCAGAGGCGUGGCCAGAGCUGGUGGGCAUGUCCGAGCUGAAGCCGGGAUACUCGGACUGCUGCCACAACUACUUCCUGGUCCACUUCACGCACAGGGUCACACACCUGCGCCUUAACCUGUACCCUGAUGGAGGUGUGGCGAGAUUGCGUGUGUUUGGAGUCGGCCAAAGAGAUUGGUUGUCAGUUCCGUCCAAUCAGGACAUCGACCUGCUCUCUAUGGCUAAUGGGGGAGUCUGUCUUGGCUUUAGUAACGCCCACUUUGGCCAUCCACGCAAUAUGAUUGGCAUGGGUCUGGCCUGCAACAUGGCUGACGGCUGGGAGACUGCGCGCAGACUGGAUCGACCCACAAAGCUGCAGGUGGACCAGCGUGGCAUCCUGCAGCUUCCUGGUUAUGAAUGGGCGGUGUUUCGUCUGGGUCACAGGGGUGUCAUCCGUGCUGUGGAAGUGGACACAGCUUACUUCAGAGGUAAUUUCCCUGACUCCUGCAGGGUGGAGGUGUGCACCUUGACCCCAGAGGAGGAAGCUCAGUGCCUAAGGUCAAGCUGGAGUUCUGGAAAAUGGCGCAUCCUGGUCCCACCACAGAAGCUCCGGCCUGAUGACAAGCACUUGUUUAGUGUGGACGACAUGCACUCCCCCGUCACUCACAUCCGCCUGGUCAUUACUCCAGACGGAGGAGUCAGCCGCGUGCGACUUUGGGGCCAAGUCGUCCCCAUGACAACAGCUUACUCUAAACUCUGAUUUGGUGUUAUGGGGUCUAUUUGCAACUAUAAUAAAGGAUAAAUGGGUUAUACUUGUAUAGCGCUUUUCUACCUUCAAGGUACUCAAAGCGCUUUGACAGUAUUUCCACAUUCACCCAUUCACACACACAUUCACACACUGAUGGCGAGAGCUGCCAUGCAAGGCGCUAACCAGCAGCCAUCAGGAGCAAGGGUGAAGUGUCUUGCCCAAGGACACAACAACCGUGACUAGGAUGGUAGAAGGUGGGGAUUGAACCCCAGUAACCAGCAACCCUUCGAUUGCUGGCAUGGCCACUCUACCAACUUCGCCACGCCAUCCCUACUAUCACUUCCUGUUGAUCUUUCGAAUUAAAAGUCUACAUCAGGGGUGUCAAACUAAGUUUAUAAAACCCAAGGGCCGCAUGGAGGAAAAUCUGUGCACACGUGGGCCGGAAUAUUAAAAAUCAUGGCAUUAAAAC
This is a messenger RNA of Entelurus aequoreus (snake pipefish), 1792 nucleotides long. It is a transcript of the gene allc, whose product is annotated as allantoicase. Gene Ontology annotation, biological process: allantoin catabolic process. The transcript is spliced from 12 exons. The coding region runs from base 166 to 1335 and encodes 389 amino acids. The record is from RefSeq and is a predicted model, not a curated record. Gene Ontology annotation, molecular function: allantoicase activity. NCBI's taxonomy places the organism in Eukaryota, Metazoa, Chordata, Actinopteri, Syngnathiformes, Syngnathidae.